Suhomyces tanzawaensis NRRL Y-17324 is the source of this 1709-nucleotide messenger RNA. It is a transcript of the gene NUP60, whose product is annotated as FG-nucleoporin. Bases 102 to 1538 code for a protein of 478 amino acids. Gene Ontology annotation, cellular component: nuclear pore; nuclear pore nuclear basket. The record is from RefSeq and is a predicted model, not a curated record. NCBI's taxonomy places the organism in Eukaryota, Fungi, Ascomycota, Pichiomycetes, Serinales, Debaryomycetaceae. Gene Ontology annotation, molecular function: structural constituent of nuclear pore. The transcript has a single exon. Gene Ontology annotation, biological process: intracellular mRNA localization; mRNA export from nucleus in response to heat stress; telomere tethering at nuclear periphery.
CUCCUCUUCGAUGCUCUAUCUAUGUGCAGUCCGCUGAACUUCCUCGAAGCCAGUGAAAAUUGAAAUGCAACAAAUGAGCAAAGGAGUGCAACGGGACCAUAAUGGAUAAUAGGAAAUCAUAUAGGGCUUAUAAAGAAAAGCUCAGAGUAGCCUCGGCUCCAUAUCCUACAUCUGGAUUAUUCUCCAAAGUGAAAAGAUUGUUUAGUCCAAGAACGAUAUGGAAAGCACCAUCUAAAGACAAUGAAUUGGCUUCAAAGGAACCCAACCCUUCUACUGCCCGUUCAAACAGUCAUGUGGAAGCCUUCCAGUAUCCGGCACCUAAAUUUAACCCUAUUCUUAGAAGUGCAUCAACUAGUUCUUUCAAAAUGCCUGGCUCUUUCGAUACCAAUAGCUCACCCAACAAAGUGUUGUCAAAUUUCUUUCAACAGAAAGGUGAUGAACCAUUGACCCAAGUAGAAUACGAGGGUAUCGUCUCAUUGAUAAACAAGUCGAAAUCGGAAAUCGGUAACGAAACUCAAUCCAACGAUCAGGACGCCAACAACACGUUUUUCAAAGAUACUUCCAUCAGGGACAAACUGUUUUUGUAUGAUACACCCUACACCCAGAAGAUUCUAAAGAAAGACAGUAACACCAGUGGUGCAACAUAUUCCACCCCUGACUAUAAACCUAUUUAUCAUACCGUGAACGAAACUUCGGCCAGCAUUCCAUCUGUGAAGAGGGUCUAUCAAUUCUCUGGAUUACCAUCGCCUUACAGAACGAGAAUAAGAGCACCUAGCUUGAGCAAGAAAACAAAUUCAAAUGCAUCAAAGAAUGGCCUGAUAAUAGAAAACAAUAAUAACACAACGACGAAUACCUCUACUACUCAGUACAGACCAAGAAGUGAGGCUGCCAACACUUUGUUAUCAAUUUUGGAUGGUGAUUUGCUCGAAACAACCACUGAGGACCUCAAUAAUAAAGACAUUAAGCGUUUUUCGAACCCAUAUUCUUCUUCACAGAACAGAAAAAGAACUAAGACUUCGAAACAAGCUCCAUUAACAAGUAAAGAUAUCAGCAGUACGUUACUUUUUGACAAAUCUGCGCCAUUGCCGGUCGAAAAAGAUGAAGAAAAGAUUGUUCCAAAGCCAAAAUCUACUGUUAGCAAGGAUGCAUCUGGUCAGAUUGAACAGAAAACCAUCAGUUCGGCUGCGAAACUUGAUUUUUCGAAGCCUAUAGUGAUCAAUGAGCCAGUUGUGAAUGAUGGUCAACUUCCAGAAAAGAAAACUUUUGAUUUCAAUUUUGGGAAAUCAAACUCAAAUUCUGUCGAGAAGAGUGCACCCUUAAACUUUCUGUUUAAACCUGAUCAAAGUGCUGGAAAGAAACAAGAAAAUAUAGGAUUUACUAUACAACAUAAGGCAAAUCCGGUUGUCGGUGGUACUAGUGUCAUUGAAAAGACAGAAGUGAAAGCUCCUUACUCCUAUCAAUUCUCUGUUCCUGAACAAUACAGUGUGACAUUGAAUAGAGAAGAGGUGGACUCUUACAAGAGUCUUUUCAGCUUUUGAUGUGAGUCAAACAUAAAAAUAUGUCACGUUAAUGGGAAAGGUAGACUCGUAGAAGGGUUUUUCAGCUUUAGACGUGAAAAGUUUUGGACCUAGAAAUAAACAAUUACAUACAAUUGCGUGCAACAGCAUUUGGUGUGAGUCGAAUAUAAAACUAAUCAAGUGUAUGAAACA